Girardinichthys multiradiatus is the source of this 4281-nucleotide messenger RNA. It is a transcript of the gene fgd, whose product is annotated as faciogenital dysplasia. The record is from RefSeq and is a predicted model, not a curated record. Gene Ontology annotation, cellular component: cytoplasm. The transcript is spliced from 19 exons. Gene Ontology annotation, biological process: cytoskeleton organization; filopodium assembly. Lineage: Eukaryota; Metazoa; Chordata; Actinopteri; Cyprinodontiformes; Goodeidae. Gene Ontology annotation, molecular function: guanyl-nucleotide exchange factor activity; metal ion binding. The coding region runs from base 300 to 3014 and encodes 904 amino acids.
GGAGAGGAGAGAGCUCAGCCUCCGGAGAGGGAGGAGAAAGGGCUACAUGGAGGAAUACACCGCUCUGUUUUUACACAAAAACUGACCCGGACAACAUAUUUUUCUUUUGUGUCCAUUAGGACACAAUGAAGAGUCCUCGGUUUCUGUGUUAGUUUUUGUAAGCGAACAGGAGUAAAGGAGCGCUCCUCAAGAGUUUUAUUAGUCCACGGUACGCUGAAGCCACCGCUGCUGCUGCCAGUUUCUCCGCGAAUAAAGACGGCUUCAGCAGGGGAGGACCUAAAAUAAACUUUGUUGAAACAAUGCAGGGGAUUUCAGCUACGGACCUGACGGCCUCCUCCCUGCAGUAUUCGUGUGGAUCAGUGGACUAUUUGUGUUCUCCACGGCUGGCAAAGAAAGGCCCAACCACCAGACCAUGUCACGACAAGCCCGCUAUCAAGCCGCGGCCUCAGACCUCCACCUUAUCCAGACCGCCAACUGCUCAGAAACCUCAAGUGCCCCCUAAACCUGCGCACCUGCUCGCCCUUGGGCAAGACAAGAAACCGAAGAGGAUCCCUCCGGCGCCCUCGAGACCUCUGCCGGCACCCCCCCCUCCUCCCAAACCAAAGCCUUGCCUGAGUCCUACUGGCCUGGGAGCACAGCCGCAGAGAGAGCCUCAGAAGGUUGGACAGCUCAUCGAGAGGUUUAAUAACUCCAGGGUCCCCAUCCUGGGGGUGCUCCCACGGUCACAGCUGUCUCUUUGUCUGAGAAUGGACACUGCGUCUGACCUCCCUCCAUCCUGCAGCUCGAAUACCACCACAAAGGUCGCUGAAGACUCCUCAUCUGUGGACAAACCUGCACUUGGCACCUCUGAACAAACUGACGGAGUGUCCGAGCUUUCCCAUCUCGCGUCAAUGCACAUCGACGGCUCGGACAACGGCGGGCUUGACAACUGCAUGGAGCAUGACAUCACGCAAAGAGUUGGCUAUAUCAACGAUGCGGACUGCGAACAGGGCUCUUCCCAUAAACUCAUAGACAAUCCUGACUCCUCACAGCAGAAUGGAAAGAUUCCCAACAGGGACAGCGGCAUCGACAGCCCGUCGUGCGCCGCUGAAGGGGAGGUGUUCCCCAACGAGGACGCCAUUGACGAGGAGGAUCAUUACGACAGUGUCACUGAAACGGAGAGUGUGUCCUGCUGCGUUACGCUGGACAAUAAAAGGGACUCCACGCAGGAUGAGGACAGUGACAUAGACGAGGGGAGCAGUGGAGAGAUCCCAUCUCUUACAGACACACAGACUGGGUAUCUGACAGAUGCACAAUCAGAUGCACAGAAAUGCUCGGAGGCUCAGAAGCUUCUGAACAUCGCCAAAGAGCUCCUCCACACUGAAGAGGCCUAUGUGAAAAGACUCAACCUCCUCGACCAGGUAUUUUGCACUAAGCUCACAGAGGCCGGAAUCCCUCAGGACGUCAUUACGGGGAUCUUCUCCAACAUUUCCUCCAUCUACUUAUUCCACGAUAAAUUCCUACUCCCAGAGCUCAAGACGAGGAUUACUGGAGAAUGGGAAUCAACCCCCCGCAUUGGAGACAUCCUCCAGAAACUGGCUCCUUUUAUGAAGAUGUACGGAGAAUAUGUGAAGAACUUUGACCGAGCCAUGGACCUGGUCAACACCUGGACACAGAGGUCAUCUCAGUUCAAGAGUGUCGUCCAGAACAUACAGAAACAGGAUGUGUGUGGGAACCUCACGUUGCAGCACCACAUGCUGGAGCCGGUCCAAAGGAUUCCUCGUUACGAGCUCCUGCUCAAAGACUACCUGAAAAAGCUGCCUGACGAUGCUCUCGACCACAAAGAUGCAGAAAAGGCGCUGGAGCUGAUCUCUACUGCAGCCAAUCACUCCAAUGCAGCUAUCAGGAAAAUGGAAAAGAUGAACAAGCUGUUGGAGGUUUACGAAAGGCUCGGAGGAGAGGAGGACAUAGUAAAUCCAGCCAACGAGCUCAUAAAAGAAGGGCAUAUCAAAAAAAUGUCAGCCAAAAACGGAACAGCUCAAGACCGAUACCUCUACUUGUUCAACAAUAUGGUGCUAUACUGCGUCCCUAAGCUGAGACUGAUAGGGCAGAAGUUCAGUGUCAGAGAGAGGAUUGACAUUGCAGGAAUGGAGAUCCAAGAAAAUGUGAAGCAGAACCUUCCUCAUACAUUCGCCAUUAUUGGUAAACAGCGUUCACUGGAGCUGCAGGCCAGGACAGCAGAGGAGAAGGAAGAUUGGAUUCAGGUGAUAAUGGCUACCAUUGAGCGGCACAAACAAAACAGCGAAACGUUCAAUAAAGCUUUCAACAGCUCCUUCUCCCGUGAAGAUGACCACGUGCCGGAGUCUCCGGGUCCCUGGUCCAGCACUGCCAUCGACUCAGAUGGACUUCAAGAAAGGAAGAGCUCCAAGAAAAAGGAGAAAGAGAAACAGACGUGCAGAGGCUGCAAUGAGAGCUUCAAUUUCACAAAGCGCAAGCAUCACUGCAAGUCCUGCGGAGCGGCCAUCUGUGCAAAGUGUUCAAAAACCUUGGACAAUAAAACGAGCCGAGUGUGUCCCGAAUGUUUCGAAGCCAGUCUCAGCCUUGAAAUGAUCUGUGGUGGCGAACAAAAGAGAAAAGCUGCAGCUGAGAGACUGCUAUCUCUGACAGGGGACAGCUGCCUGCUGUGUAGCUACCUCCAGGUGCAGGAGAAGGGGAAGAGUUGGACCAAGAUGUGGGUGGCUGUAACAAAGACUGAGCCACUGGUGCUGUACUUGCAAACCAGUGGACAGGAUUUCAAAGGGUCGCGGGCUGUACCUCUGCCCGGCUUCGAGGUGAGCACGGUUCCGCCAGCCACAGCCGAUAAACCAGAAGUGAAACACGUGUUCAAGCUCAGUCACAGCCAGCAAAACUUCCUCCUAAGUGCCCAAGACGCAGAACUUCAAGCCAAAUGGGUGGAGGUCCUCUCCAAAGCUGCCCGUGCAGAAGCGCCCACUGAGACAUUGACGAGCCUGACUGAACACAGGAAGAGCCAGUAGCGGCCACGCAAGAGCCGCCGGACUCUCUCCCCCAUCCUGUGUAUAAAGCACACAUUACUUGAAUUCACUUUACCUUGGCACUUUUGUUUUCUCUCCUCUUUCAAUGGACCACUCAAUACUUCCUAGUCCACCUCUAUCUUACCCUCUUGACCACACAGCUACUUGGUUUUUCUUCAUCUUUUCUCUGAAAACACACACACACAAACCAAUACUUCAAUGCCGCUGGUCAGGAUGUUUUAUUUCUGUGUUUUGAACAACUGGAGCAGAUCUCUGAAGAACAUUUAUUUGUAAUAUAACUGAAGAAAAAUCCAGUUUUUAGAUGAAGUUCUUGUACAUUAUUCCAUGGUGUCAUGAAGCAUUAACUCUUAGGUGUCUGUCUUUGCAUUAGUGUGUGUGUGUGUGUGUGUGUGUGUGUGUGUGUGUGUGUGUGUGUGUGUGUGUGUGCGUGUGUGUGUGUGUCUGAGCGUCUGAGUCCCUUCCUGUGUUACAAUAAGUAUUGAAUGCCUGUGUAAGAAACCUCCUCUAUGGCUUUCAUUCCUGCUGAGGGCACAGUGUUGGUUCUGUGGGUCUUGUACAGUAUGUGUACUAUAAUGUGAUGUAAGGAAACAAAAACAAAACAGACAUUUAACUUAAAAAAUACAUUUGUGGCUGGCCACCUGAUGUUUCCAGUUUUAGCACCUGUCCCUCAGACCCCAUCCUGUUCAUUUGUGGUACUUUGGUACAGAUUCCCUCUCUGUCAUUGUCACUGGAGUCUGAGACGUCUGAUCCGAGUGGGAUUUCCACUCCUGUCUUUGUGUGAUAGAUCUCGAUCACGUGGCUUCACUUUAGUGUCAGCCUCAACAUCUCCACUUGAACACAGAUGAAAAGAAACCCCGUCUGUGCAGUUCAGUCUCUCACAGUCUCUCCCUUUUAAGUGAUGCUAUAAAAGCCAAGUACUAUAGUGUAAGAAAAGAAAAAGUUUAUUCUGCCUUUCCCCUGCGUACCCUUCCCCUAGCAGCACCAGCCUUUAAACAAUAGUAGCAAAUAAAUUCGCCCUUCAGUCUCCUUUUGCAUGUAAACUAACUCAUAUUUAUAUGCUCUGCUAUAAAAAUCAACUAUUUGUCCCUCGUUUUAUGCUCCAAAGCUCAUUGUUGUUGUAUUUUUCUGUAUGUGAGCAGAAUCGUCCCUUUUUUUGAACGAUUGUGCAAUGAAAAAAUAAAGGAGUUGAGCAUAUCAUCAAUAAACAAGCGUGGCUCGUUUGACGCUGCGCUGUCCAGUAAGAUCCAAA